Lathyrus oleraceus (garden pea) is the source of this 384-nucleotide messenger RNA. RefSeq names its product 7-deoxyloganetin glucosyltransferase-like. Bases 1 to 384 code for a protein of 127 amino acids. The transcript has a single exon. Gene Ontology annotation, molecular function: quercetin 7-O-glucosyltransferase activity; quercetin 3-O-glucosyltransferase activity. NCBI's taxonomy places the organism in Eukaryota, Viridiplantae, Streptophyta, Magnoliopsida, Fabales, Fabaceae. The record is from RefSeq and is a predicted model, not a curated record.
AUGGAUUCCAGUCCUAAUCAAACCCAAAAACCACAUGCUGUAUUCGUACCAUUUCCAGCACAGGGUCAUGUGAAUCCUUCCAUGCAGUUAGCCAAACUCUUCCGUUGCAACGGUUUCCACAUAACCUUUGUCAACACCGAGUUCAACCACAAACGUUUGAUUAAAUCUCUUGGAGAAGAGUUUGUGAAAGGUCUCCCAGAUUUUCAAUUCGAGACCAUACCUGAUGGUUUACCAGAAUCAGAUAAGGAUGCAACACAGGAUAUUCCAACGUUGUGUGAUUCAACUAGGAAAAACUGUUAUGGUCCAUUCAAAGAGCUUAUGCAACACAGGAUAUUCCAACGUUGUGUUUUCUAUAUUGCAUCUUGUUAUAGUUUGUGCUUUUGA